AACGCGAACAACCACUGCUUCUCUCCUUCCUAACCAUCCCCUUCUUCUCUUGCAUAUACAUAUUCACAGGACGGAGGUCCAUGCAUGUUCAUUAAUAUUGCGGGGAGUAGGCGACAAGGGCAUGCAGGAGGACUUGGUUUUUCAUGCAGCGGCGGCGCAGCUCUUCGGUGAAGAGAAUGAGGAGGGCAUCUGCAGCUCAAUCGCCCCCCGAAUCCUUGACUUCGACGACGACGACGACGUCUCCCCCCUCGCGCUCCUCAACUACGCCGACGACGUCAACUCCUCAUCAUCUUCCGCCACUGCCGCCGCUGUGAAUACCGGCACCUCGGCUUCCACCCCUCCCCGGUGCUGGGACGACGUCGGCUCCUUCUCCCCCUUCCCCUCCAUCGACGCGCUCUUCGACACCCCUCCUGCCCAGCAGCCCGACCCCGUCCCCGCUGUCUGCUACCCUUCCUCCACCUCCUCCUCGUCGUUGAACCCUCCUCUUCCCGCCAUGUUCCCGGUCCCUCCGCCGUACGCCGGAAACCACCACCUGAACCCCUUCGACCGCCAGAAUCCCAUGGGCGUCGACGCGAUCACGAACGGCUACCCGCCGUACUCCCCCGACGCCGCGGCAUUCCCACCGAGCCACCAGCAUGCGGCGGCGUACGUGCAGCGGCGGCAGGGGUUCGCGGGGAUGGAGGCGGGUGGCAUCGAGGCGUGCGGAGGACCGUACCGCUUCUUUUAUGCGGGAGAUAUAUUGGCAGCCGACGUGUUGAGGCCCGACGACGGUCUCGCGAACCCAGCAGACGUGGCGGAAAACCAGAGGAGGGAGAAUGACCAUGCGUGGUACGGGCAGUCGCAGGCACCGCCGACAGCGUACGGCACGGACGACUUACGGGUACUAACUGUUACUGUGUCUUUAAAUGCCGUCAUAUUUUGCAUGGCAAGCACGAUUUAAGUGGCACUAUGAUUGGUCAACCCUACUGGAGACAUAGAGACCAAAAGAUCUAACGUUAAAAAUACAAGCGCCCCCUCAACAUCCUCGUGAUCUAACUCGUAACCGGACAACCACAUCAUUCUCUUGAAAUCCUCAUUUGGCACCGCAUGACAUGUUUGGGUCCCAUGUUGCCUAUUCAAAAUCAUGUUGACUGGUUCAAUUACUUUAGUGGGUCCAUGAGCUAGAUUUACUUGAUUCUUAUUCUUCGAAUUCAUCAGAGCAUCAAGGAAACGGGUCUGAGAUAAUGUACACCCAAUUCUAAAGCCCAAUAGAGAUGCCUGAACUGUUGAACAACCAAUUAUUAGAGACGGGAAUAGUAUCUCUCCAGCAGCACUCCUUUGACAAAAAGUUUUCAGAUGCCUGAUCUGUUAAACCAUUAUUCUACACAAGAUUUGGGAAUCGAAGCCUAUUAUUUAUGUUGACCACAUCACCAACAAAUAGAUUCAGCACGCCAAGUACAAAUUGUCAAAUCAUGACAGUAAUUUGGCACCUUAUAUCUUGGC
This is a messenger RNA of Musa acuminata AAA Group (dessert banana), 1482 nucleotides long. RefSeq lists its product as uncharacterized. Lineage: Eukaryota; Viridiplantae; Streptophyta; Magnoliopsida; Zingiberales; Musaceae. The transcript has 3 exons. The coding region runs from base 122 to 940 and encodes 272 amino acids. The record is from RefSeq and is a predicted model, not a curated record.